This is a messenger RNA of Habropoda laboriosa, 393 nucleotides long. RefSeq names its product acetylcholine receptor subunit alpha-like. The transcript has 3 exons. Gene Ontology annotation, cellular component: postsynaptic membrane; synapse; neuron projection. Gene Ontology annotation, molecular function: acetylcholine-gated monoatomic cation-selective channel activity; transmembrane signaling receptor activity. Gene Ontology annotation, biological process: nervous system process; monoatomic ion transmembrane transport; regulation of membrane potential. The record is from RefSeq and is a predicted model, not a curated record. The coding region runs from base 1 to 393 and encodes 130 amino acids. NCBI's taxonomy places the organism in Eukaryota, Metazoa, Arthropoda, Insecta, Hymenoptera, Apidae.
AUGCAUGCCCCAAUACUUAAAAACGGCAGUGUACCUGGUAACUCAUAUGGCCUGCAGAAAUUUACAGUUCCUGCGCCCUCAUGGUACGAUUACAAGUUACGAUGGGAGCCCAAGGAGUACGGAGGUGUUCAUAUGUUACAUGUGCCGUCCGACCACAUAUGGCGGCCCGACAUAGUCCUCUACAACAACGCGGACGGCAACUUCGAGGUGACCUUGGCCACGAAGGCCACCAUCUACCAUCAAGGAUUGGUCGAGUGGAAGCCCCCUGCCAUUUAUAAGUCAUCCUGUGAAAUCGACGUGGAGUACUUCCCAUUCGACGAGCAGACCUGCGUCCUCAAGUUCGGUUCGUGGACCUAUGACGGCUUCAAGGUAAACUUGCAUGGUAGCCGCUAA